GAGAAAGAUGCUUUUGCCUCUUUUUUUGAUGCUUUUCCAAAUGGUGCAACGCUACACUCUUGAGAUCUUGUGGAGGUCCAUUAUAUUCGUAUUAGAGCGACAAUAAAUAGCUCUCUUUUCUUUUUGUAUAAUCUCUUCACUUCGUAUACUACUUUCCUCUUUCAUCAUGAAUGUACAUUUUGAUACAUAAUCUCUGUUUUUCUACACACUCAAGAAUAAGAAGUGGAGCACAAUGAAAAAAGUAUAGGGAUGGAAGUAAAAAAGUAAACACUUUGGCUGCUAGAUAAAUAAAGCUGAUCAAGGGCUCAGGAGCAAAGGAUAGUUAAUGGUUCCACUGUGUAUCCAAGUAAAAUAUAUAAAUUGUGGGCGAAUUGGAGAAAUGUGGGAGGACGUGAAGGCUAUAAUUGCAUUGCUGGUGGUUCAGUUUAUCUUCGCAGGAAUGUUCGUCUUAUUUAAGCUAACAGCCGAUGAUGGUACAAAUCUCAGAGUCCUUGUGGCUUAUCGUCUCGUCUUCGCUACUCUUUUCAUGCUCCCCCUGGCCCUCAUCUUCCAAAGGAAGAAGCGGCCAGAAUUUACAUGGAAGCUGCUCUUACAAGCAUUUCUAUCGGGAUUGCUCGGAGCGGCGAUACCAAAUAUCCUCUAUUUGCCGGGUAUGACGCUUACAUCAGCUACAUUUUCGACUGCAGCCAGUAUCCUUGGUCCGUUGAUCACCUUGGUAUUGUCAAUGGUUUUUAGGAUGGAAACUCUACGGCUGGGAUCGAACGAAGGGAGGGCUAAGCUGGUGGGGACGCUGCUUGGUGCCGGUGGGGCCCUCGUGUUUGUACUCUAUAAAGGUGUUGAGAUUCAUCUAUGGUCAACACACGUUGACUUACUUAAAAGCUCGAAUCAAUCAAAUGGCCAAGCCACUUCGAACCACCACAUCUCAAUCCCAGGGAUUCUUAUGGUUUUUGGCUGUAACGUUUCCUUCUCACUUUGGUUAAUAUUGCAGGCAAAAAUAGGCAAGCAACUUGGAGGACAAUAUUGGAACAUAUGUAUGAUGAAUGCGAUGGGAAGCUUGGUGUGCAUAGUUGUUGCUCUCUGUUCGGAUCGUAACUGGAAGCAAUGGCGAUUAGGAUGGAACAUUAGCCUUCUUACUACGGUUUAUGCGGGAGUAGUUGUUUCAGGAAUGGUCAUGCCUCUUGUUGCAUGGUGUAUUGAAAAAAAAGGACCGUUAUAUGUUACGGUGUUUAGCCCCAUAAGGCUGCUGAUCGUAGCCCUUGUCGGAUCAUUUGCUUUAGAGGAACCGCUUCAUUUGGGAAGUAUAAUUGGUGCAAUGAUAAUGGUGGGAGGAGUAUACCUCGUGGUAUGGUGUAAAAUGAAGGAAGCAAAGAGUGCUACGACAUCGGACCACAUUGAGACAAAUAAGAAUAUCAAAGAAGUUGACCAGGGAAAUCUCUCAGCAGUAAAUAAUAGAGGUGUCCCGUGACUCAAUCAUCACCAAUUAAAGUCUACCGUAGUAAUAGAUAAUAGAAACAUUGAAUAGAUAUGAGGGUUUAAAAAAUCCAUCUGAUUACUUGAAUUGGUGUUUAGGCUUUAAGAGUAUGGACUACUAGAUGGUGAUAUUGGACAACGCGCGUCUUUCUAUUUUCACCGUGACUGCAAUAUUAAAAUACAACUUGAUAGGUAUCUUAAAAAGCUAUUAAUUAAAAAGAAAUCCUGUUUAUGAUUUUAAAUUUGAAAAAUACAUUGUCUAUUACUCUGUUAAUUAAAAGAUAUUUGAUGUGUUAACUUUUAAA
Eutrema salsugineum is the source of this 1775-nucleotide messenger RNA. Its product is annotated as WAT1-related protein At1g25270. The record is from RefSeq and is a predicted model, not a curated record. Lineage: Eukaryota; Viridiplantae; Streptophyta; Magnoliopsida; Brassicales; Brassicaceae. Gene Ontology annotation, molecular function: transmembrane transporter activity. Gene Ontology annotation, cellular component: plasma membrane.